Molecule: messenger RNA, 1098 nt
Organism: Saprolegnia parasitica CBS 223.65
Lineage: Eukaryota; Oomycota; Saprolegniomycetes; Saprolegniales; Saprolegniaceae
Exons: 1
Coding region: 37-1080 (347 amino acids)
Source: RefSeq, a predicted model, not a curated record
GCCUGUCUACGCCAUGUGUCAACACCACAGCGGACCAUGGGCGACGUGGAGCUGCGCAUUGGCGACGACGCCCAAGAGACCCAGGUCGACGUGCUCACAUACGAGGAGUGGGGUGCGCCGCACCUCACGUACGACGAGUACCUCGACCGCGAAGACCAGUUUCGUGCGACGGCGUUCGCGCAAGACGCGGUGACCGACUAUGUCCUGGUGCCCACGUCGGACCCGGGCACGCUGGACCUGCGCGGGUACCUCGAGGUCUUCAAACGGCCGGUCGUGCUUCGCCCAUGGAACAAAUCGGCCGGUCUCGUCUACCUCGAUGGCUGGAGCGUCGCGUCCGUGUUUACGCCGGCGCGUCACCGCAAGCAGGGCUAUGCCUCCGCGAUGCUCGCCGCGUUCCUUCAAAAGAAGAAGGACGAAGAGGACCAGUACACCGUGGUGAACCUCUACUCGGACAUUGGCACGGGCUUCUACGCCACCAGAGGCUAUGUGCUCGCGCCCUCGUUGGCUAUCUCGCUGCCAACGAGUACGACGCCGUCGCGAGCGGAGUUGCCUCGGACGUGGACGCUUCGUCUGCUGGAGUCCCACGCCGACCUCGAAGCCAUUGCUGCGCAUGACCGAGAGCGAUUGGCCGCCAGUCUGGCGCCCGGCGAACUCGCUUUUCUGCUCUCGGCGGAUGCGAUAACGUUCUUCCACGUGCAGCACGCAUACUUUGCGCGCAAGCACUUGACGCUACCGACGCUGCCGACAACGUAUGGUGUUGUGCUCGAGGCCGCCGGAUCCAUUCUCGGGUAUCUUGUGUGGGCCCACAACUUUGAAGAAAACGCGCUCGACAUUCUCAAAUACGCGGGGUCGCAGCCCGACGUGUUUGCUGCGUGCCUCGCGACGCUGCAUGAAGAGGCCGCGCAAUGGGGCCUCGCCAACAUUGUCUUGUGGCCCACGGACGAGAUGGCGCUGCCCACGGACGUUCGCGCGACGGCGACGCCCCGAGACGACUCGCUCUCGAUGGUGCUCGUUCGCAGUAGUGAAGAAGAAGACGCGCCGUAUACGUGGGUCGCGAAUGAAAAGUACUUGUAUGCAUAAUGGAAUUGGUCGUACGAG